AUGUCUUUCUUCACCGAGUACAGUUCCACGCACCAGUUCGACAGGGCUACCGACCUUCACCGACACCCCUUGACCGGAAUCAAUGUGCUGAUAGUGGGCGCUGGGCCGGUUGGCCUCUUUACGGCACUCGAGUGCUGGCGCAAAGGGCACACGGUCGUGGGCGUCCUCGAACGAAGUCCUACCCCAAGCGCCGCAGGUGAUUCUUUUACCGUGCUUGGAGCGUAUAUUGAGCGGUCCUGGCCAGCCCUGUUCAGGUCCUUCGAGCAGGAUUCGGUCGACCUUCUCAUCUCGUAUCAUAAGAUCACAGGAGAGAAAGUUGCGGGCCCCGAGCAGUUUCACCUGAAAGAGAUUGCCAACGGGCGGCUGGACGACGACGGCACCCCAGGCCCGAGCAGGCUAUAUCGGAUCAACCGGCCCCUCCUGGCCGCGUCGAUGCUGGCCCAGGCACAGGAGCUGGGCAUCCAGGUCAGCUUUGGCAAGCGCGUGGUCGACUACUUCGAGGAAGAGGAGAAGGCCGGGGUGAUUUUCGAGGACGGCUCAAGGCAAUCUGCAGAUGUCGUGGUGUCUGCUGAUGGCGUGGGAACCAAAUCGCACAAGCUGAUCAGCGGCCACGAGGUCCGGGCCAUGAACAGUGCACAUUCCAUUUUCCGUGCUGCCUAUCCCAUCGAGCAUGUCACGGCGGAUCCAGAGCUGGCCGAGCGCUUUCCUCUGCUUGAUAAUGGGUAUGGCCACUUUGAGCAGUGGAGGGGUGAGAACCUCGUGAUUGGCGUGGCAAGGUUUCCCAAGGAGAUGCAGUGGUACAUUACGCACAAGGAUACGGUUGGCACCUCGAAGGAAUCCUGGCACAACUUUGUCACCGGGGAACAAGUGGCAACAUUUCUUUCCAACUUCCCGGAAAUCCCAGAUGUGUUGAAGAAACUCGUCAGGACUGCGCCCAAGGACUCCGUCGUGGACUGGCAGCUGCUUUGGCGGGACCCGCAGCCGACGUGGUCCUCGCCGCUGGGCCGGGUCGUCCAGGCAGGCGACAGCGCUCAUACGUUUGUUCCUUCAUCCGGCAGCGGAGUCAACCAGGGACUAGAGGACGCCAUCUCGAUAGCCACCUGCCUGCAGCUUGGUGGUGGUACUAUAAAGACGGGCAUGUGGGCCAAAGUGCACAACAAGCUGAGGUUUGAACGUGUCUCCUGCUGCCAACUGAUGGGCUUCAUCAACCAGAGCCACUUCCUCAAGCCUGAAUGGGGCACUAAUGUGCUUGCGGACCCAAAGAACUACAGACCCGAGUACGGGUGGUGGGUGCUGCGUCACAACCCAGAACGAUACGCCUAUGUCAACUAUGGGAAUGCAUUCCGGAACCUCGUGGAUGGGACGCCGUUCCAGAAUACUAAUAUUCCUCCUGGCUACGUCUACAAGCCGUGGACGCUCAAGGACAUCUACGAUACGCUGGCGGAGGGCAAGAAGCUCAAGUUUGAUGGCGACUGGUCCUAGACUUUUUGUUUUGUUUUCUUUUUGUCUUUCUUUUUAUCUAGCUCUCCUCUCACUUUUGUCCUUUUUGUCGUUUUCUCUCUUCUUUUUUCUUUCUUUUUUUCUCCUUUCUUUUUGCAUUUUUCUUCUCCUCGUGCGAGAUCUCAGCCCACGAACUUUUACUAGUAUGAACUACACAUUUCUGGCUCAUGCUGGGGCUGGCCCUCCUUUUCGUGGUUGCAUACUUUUGGCCCCUUCGUGUUCCCCUUUUACCAUAGAAAAGUGAGAAGCUCAAAGGCCAGACAGAAGAAUUGGCUGGAAUCAAGGAGCAGAAAAUCCAACACAGGAUAAUGACUCUUGGUCCUUGCCCAGAUGAGGUUAGUUGAUCCAUUUUCAUAUGGAACCCCCUGAAUAAAAUAAAUUCUGGGUCAUGGCCAAUUGUCAUGACGGCGGAUCAAGGAUUGAAUUUGAGUCCGAGUCCAUCCGGGCCCGUCUUACCGGGCGGCCUCGGACAAAAUAUGCGAGUCACACGAAGGCAUCGUUGUCCAACACUCUUUUCUCGGGCCCGAGGCAGGGGAAAACCGGGUUUUGCAUAAUGUUUUUGAUGCUUUCUAUUUCAUCAUGCGAUGGUCCUGAAUCUUGUUUGAUGUGGUCUUUGAAAUAAGGUACAUAAGCCACCAUUUCCCCCUGCUCAAGCACUCGUCAUGGAACUCGGUCAGUUGCUAUCAAUUACUUUCAUAGUAUAAUUACUGAGAACUCUCGAAGCAGAAUCCCAAUUUUCUUUAUUCACCACC
Messenger RNA from Cryphonectria parasitica EP155, 2252 nucleotides. RefSeq lists its product as uncharacterized. Gene Ontology annotation, biological process: secondary metabolite biosynthetic process. Lineage: Eukaryota; Fungi; Ascomycota; Sordariomycetes; Diaporthales; Cryphonectriaceae. Bases 1 to 1482 code for a protein of 493 amino acids. Gene Ontology annotation, molecular function: monooxygenase activity; FAD binding. The record is from RefSeq and is a predicted model, not a curated record. The transcript is spliced from 4 exons.